Molecule: messenger RNA, 3300 nt
Organism: Cherax quadricarinatus
Lineage: Eukaryota; Metazoa; Arthropoda; Malacostraca; Decapoda; Parastacidae
Source: RefSeq, a predicted model, not a curated record
CAGCUCUGGUAGCCCUUAAUAAUACCAACAACAACAACAACGACACUCGGAAGUAUUCAAAGUUUUUCUUAAUUCUGGUCAUUAUAUGAAGCUCUGGAGUAACUACCACUGUAACACUUAUGUUUGAGAGGAACCUCAGACAACCCUGGGUGCUGAGACUACUAUUCCUGCGAUGGUGACUUGUUCAAGUAGUCGUUCCUCCCAGGGGACGCUUUGUGAAGAACGUUACUUGCAGUCUUCCUGGCAGUACUUACAGUGUCAAUGCUGUAGGUUAUUCUGACAAACAUGAGGCUGGCCCUUGUAUAGUCAACACUGUAGGUCAUUGUGGCACCAGAGGCUGGCACUUGUAGUGUCAGUACUGUAGGUCAUCCUGACACCAGAGGCUGGCACCUGAAGUGUCAAUGCUGUAAGUCAUCUUGCUGCCCAAGGCUGGCACUUGUAAUGUCAAUACUGUAAGUCUUCCUGGUGCCAGAGGCUGGCACUUGUAGUGUUAGUACUGUAAGUCAUCCUGCUGCCCGAGGCUGGCACUUGUGGGCCGACAUCAGUGUUAGAAAUCUUUUCUAAGUUCUGUAAAUACUGUAAUUUAUAUAUAGUGACAACACUAGCUGCAGUGUUAGUAAUAUAACAAUGGCACUACAGUGUUAAUAAUACACUGACAACACAUUCUAGGGUGUUAAUGAUAGUGGCAACACUAACCACAGUGGUAAUAAUACAGUGACAAUAGUUGCAAUGUUAACAACCAAGUGACAACAACUACAGUGUUAAUAAUACAGUGACAACACUUGCAACAGUGUUAAUACAGUGAUAACACCAGCUACAGUGUUUAUACAGUGAUGACACUAGCAACAGUGUUUAUAGUGACAACACUAGCAACAAUGUUAAAACAGUGACAAUACUAGGAACAGUGAUAAUACAGUGACAACACUAGCAACAGAGUUAAUACAGUGAUAACACUAGCAACAGUGUUUAUACAGUGACAACACUAGCAACAAUGUUAAAACAGUGACAACACUAGCAACAGUGUUAAUACAGUGACAACACUAGCAACAGUGUUUAUAUAGUGACAACACUAGCAACAAUGUUAAAACAGUGACAACACUAGCAACAGUGUUAAUGCAGUGACAACACUAGCAGCAGUGUUAAUACAGUGACAACACUAGCAAGAGUGUUUAUACAUGAGAACACUAGCAACAAUGUUAAAACAGUGACAACACUAGCAACAGUGUUAAUACAGUGACAUUACCUGGAGUUUACCUGGAGAGAGUUCCGGGGGUCAACGCCCCUGCGGCCUGGUCUGUGACCAGGCCUCCUGGUGGAUCAGAGCCUGAUCAACCAGGCUGUUACUGCUGGCUGCACGCAAACCAACGUACGAGCCACAGCCUGGCUGGUCAGGUACCGACUUUAAGUGCUUGUCCAGUGCCAGCUUGAAGACUGCCAGGGGUCUGUUGGUAAUCCCCCUUAGCAACAGUGUUAAUACAGUGACAACACAAACAGUGUUUAUACAGUGACAACACUAGCAACAAUGUUAAAACAGUGACAACACUAGCAAUAGUGUUAAUGCAGUGACAACACUAGCAACAGUGUUUAUACAGUGACAACACUAGCAACAGUGUUAAAACAGUGAUAACACUAACAACAAUGUUAAUACAGUGACAACACUAACAACAGUGUUAAUACAGUGGCAACACUAGCAGCAGUACUAAUACACUGACAACACUAGCAACAGAGUUAAUACAAUGACAACACUUACUGUAGUUUAAGUAAUAGAGUGACAACACUUAUUGUAGUUUAAAUAAUAGUGACAACACUACAGUGACAACUAAUUACAGUUAAUGAUACAGUGACAAGUAAUUACAGAAUUAAUAAUAUUGACUGCACUGUAGGGUUAAUACAAUAACAACACUAUCUUCAGUGUUAUUAACAGUAACAACACUAGGAGUAGUAUUAAUACAGUGAUAAUACAUUGUUAAUAGUAACAACACUAACAACAAUGUUGGUAAUAUAUUUACAGUGUCUACAGCAUGGGUGAUAAAUAUUAGAGUAUCUGCUAGUGUCACCCUAUAUCUCAGAUACUAUAUUACCCUCACAAGUUUAGUGUUUGCUGUAUGUAUAAUCGAAUAUUGCAAUAAUAUUAGUUUUCAGUGUGAUAAAAAAUUUUGAAAAUCUCCUCUGGUUAAGAAGUUUAAUUAAUAUAUGAGAAUAUUAUUGUUGACUAUGUCUGAAACAUACGAUAAACAAGGUAUUGAAGCAACACACAAUACAGUUGUUCAUGUAGGAGACCAAUUAGAUCAACAUUCACACUUGCUAAAACAUUCUUUGCAACAACCUCACUCUGAAUUUGUGACCAAAUUAAUAGUUGGCAAAAAAACAUUUCAGUGUUCAGUGUGUUUAAAAGAGUUUUCUCACAAAUGUAAUUUAAUAAGUCAUAUGAGGACUCAUACAGGAGAGAAACCAUAUCAGUGUUCAAACUGUGUAAAAAACUUUUCUCAAAACUCUCAAUUAGUAAGACACAUGAGAAGUCAUACUGGAGAGAAACCAUAUAAGUGUUCAGAAUGUCUGAAAGACUUUUCUUUAAAAGCAUGCUUAGUAAGCCACAUGAGAACUCAUACUGGGGAAAAACCAUAUCAGUGUUCAGAAUGUCUGAAAGACUUUUCUAUGAAAUGUAAUUUAGUACAACAUAUGAGAACUCAUACUGGAUGGCAACCAUAUCAGUGUCCAGAAUGUCUGAAAGGCUUUUCUCAAAAAUAUAAUUUAAUACGUCACAUGAGAAGUCAUACUGGAGAGAAACCAUUUCAGUGCUCAGAAUGUCUGACAGAUUUUUCUCAUAAAUCAAGUUUAAUAAUUCACAUGAGAACUCAUUCUGGAGAGAAACCAUAUAAGUGUUCAGAAUGUCUGAAAGACUUUUCUAAAAAAUCAGGUUUAGUAAUUCAUAUGAGAAGUCAUACUGGAGAGAAACCAUAUCAGUGUUCAGAAUGUCUGAAAGACUUUUCUCAAAAAUCAAGUUUAGUAAUUCACAUGAGAAGUCAUACUGGAGAGAAACCAUAUAAGUGCUCAGAAUGUUUGAAAAGCUUUACUCAGAAGCCAUAUUUAUUAAAUCACAUAACCACUCAUACUAGAGAAAAACUAAAAGAGUGAUCAGAAUGUCCUAAAAAUUUCAGCAACAAAUCAGGUUUAGUAAAACACUCGACAACUCAUACUGGAGAGAAACCAUAUAAGUAUUCAGUGUGUUUAAAAAACAGUUUCGCUUGAAUUUAUUUUAGUAAAACAAACAAGAAUUCGUACAAGUUAGAAAUUGUAUCA